AUUGCUAUCUGCUUCAGCAUCAUCUCCUGUACCGCAAUAGGAAAUGAACCAUUUAAGAAUGACAGCCAUCUAAGAAGGAUACUUCGGGGGAUGCAUCAAUUCAAUAGGGGAGGUGAAAAAAAGCAAGAAAUGGACUUCUAGUCUGGUAGUUGCCUAACUCUUUGGAGGUACCGAGUACCCAGGAAUCCCAUUGGGAGCUGUAGGAGCUCAGCACAUUGAAAAUCCAACCUCCUUUAUUUAGAUGCCUGAAGAUUGGUUUAGGAGCCUAACUUUAGGCAUUUAUGGUCUGUAGCUUUUAUUUGUUACUUAAUCUUUUUUUAAAUUGUAUUUAUCAGAUGCUUUUUUGGGCAUUUAAAAAAAAGGAUAAAAUUAUGAAAAACAAAUUUUAGGUUUAUUAUUAUUAUUAUUUAUUUAUAAUUGUGGUGAGUUAGUGGAUUGCAGUAGUGCUCAGAAGUUCCAGUCAAGGAAUGCCAUUGAGAAGGGCAUUGGACACACAUGCACGCAUGUACCCCUCCCCCCCACAGAGUCAUGUCUCUACCCCACAUAGUAAUGACUAUUUUAACUAUUAAAGCAUGGCCAGUGAGGUUUAGGCAGAGCGUAAUGAUUACGGUUCCCAGUUGUAGGUUAAAGUCCAUAAAACUCCACCCAAGCAAACCUUGUAGAACAGGCCUUUGUAGCAUAUACACUGGAAAGACCCCACAAAAUGUCCCUGUUUUUCAGUGUUGGGAAUGGUUAGCAAAGGUGGCUGAGACACCCUAAUGAUUUCCUGCACCCUCUGGGAGCUCAUGCCCAGGAUCACAGAACUCUGGAGGGUGUUGUCGUCUUUCGGUAAAACUCAUGGAAAACAGUCAGUUAUAUCGUGGCCCAAAGGCCCCCGUUCGGAGAAGCAUCCCUCUUCAGGGAGCACUCACUGGAGGCAAAGUGUUUUCCUGAUCUGGGGCCUCCCAGCCUGGGUGGACAGAUUUAGGGUAGCGGGGCUCAGGCUAGCAUGCUAAAAAUAACUGUAUAAACAGUGCUUUGAAGUUGUGGCUCAAGCUCUAAAGCCUGGGGUGGGGUGGGUUGGGCGUCAGAGCCCAAGCUCCAACCUGAGCAGCAUCUUCAAAGUACUGUCUACAUAGCUAUUUUUAGAACGCUGGCAUGAACCCCCCCCCUAGCUCGGAGCUGUUCACCCAGGCUGGGAGGCUCGCUGUUGGAGAUGGUACAGACAAACCCAAAGAAUGCCCCAGUGGCGCACAGCAUUGGAUCAAUGCAGGAGCAUUCCGUGGAAGUCCCAACCCCUGGCAAAGAAAGCCAAAUACGCCAUUUUUUUUAAAAAAACAAAAUUUGCAUAAUACUCUGCAAAUUCUCUCAUGCCUCAUCCGGAGAGAAGCUCACUUGGUUUGUUAUCACAUCAUGCAGCUGAAAAUUAGCAACUGAAUAUUUGCUCUCUCUCAUUAGCAAUGGCUAAUUAUGGGCCUUAGUCACAUAACUGACCCACCAAAGUCAGUGGGGCUGCUUAUGUGAGUGCAGACUACUCAUGUGAGUAGAGGAUGCUGAAUGGAGCUCUGGGUUUGCAAGUAACAGUCUGAAUGUUUGAGGCUACAGUAGCCUUACUUUGAGAUCUUUGGAUGCAAAGCAGUAUAUAAGAGUUAGGUGUUAUUUUUUGUUACUGAAUAACUUUGGGCCCGACUUACACCAUUUGGACCAAGCACUGAUAGAUGCUGAAUCCCGAUAGUGCAAUUUUAUUCCCACUGACUACAGUAGAAAUUGUCGCUGCUCUGCACCUUUCAGGACCCAUAGAGAAACAUACUCUUCGGAAUGACACUGAUGUUCUUUGCAAUCAGAAGUACCACUGAAGUAAGAAGAGUCUGUCAUGCAACAGGACCAUAGUUUGCAGUCAACCGAGCUUUGCAUUGAAAAUGUGUCAUCUAGCCAAACGUUAAAAUUGGAUAAGAAGUAGUUUUCUCAUUGGUGUCAAGUCCUUUUUAGGAACCUCUCUUUAUAUACUAUGUAGAGAAUCCUUUAUAGAAACCUGCUCUCGUGUCAGCUGUCCUGGGGAGAAUGUGAGAUAGUGGCUGUCUAAUGGAGGUAGACACUGGGGGACAGGGGAAUUACAUUAUUAUUUACAGUUCUGUAUUAUCUGUGACUAUGAUGAGUUUUUAUUAAGCACCUGUCACUGCAGGCCUGUCUGAUAAAGUAACCCUUUGUUUUUCCCUCUAAAACAUUUUUAUUAUGGUGAUACAUAUAAAAUAAAUUGGGGUAAGGCAAAGCAUAUGGGAAAUAACUACAUGUACAAACAACAGGAGGGGCCAUUACAAUGCAAAACAGGAGCGAUGCAUAUCUGGAUUCCUAUCAUGCCUACAACUAGAUUCCCCUCCCCGGUCUUGCUCCAACUCCCACUGAAGUCAAUGGAAAACCUCCCCUACAAGCCAAAGGGAGUUGUAUUCUCCCCUUGGAUAUCCCAUGGCAACCUGGUGAGUUUCAAUGAGUUUGUCACAUAAUGGAGAAUGCGUUAGAUAGGCCUAGGAACAACGCUUCAUAAAAGAUAGACCAUGAAUUAGAAAGAAGAGGAAGGCCCUUUAGUUGUUUAUUUUCCUACAACUAAUUUUUGUAGCUUUGGAAAAGUCCUACCAGGCUGAUUCCCCUGUAGAAACCUAAUGGGCCAGAUCCUUGGUUGGUGGAAAUUGGCAUUAAAGUCAAUGGAGCUGGCUGGGGUCUGGCCUAAUGACGAUAAAGUCUCCUCCUAACCCGACUUUUUCCCUCAUUUCCAGCACACUGUCCAUUCCACUGCUAUUUUUUUUUAUCCCCUUGCCACUCUGUUUGUGUUAGUGCAGCAUCAGUUUCUUUUCUUUGUUGCAUCACUCUGCUUAGACGAUUGCAUUUUUUCUCCAUCAGUUCUGUCCCCUUAUUGCAGCUGGCUGUGAAGCAUCACCCACUCAAGUCCACAUGAGGUUCAGUGGAUGGUCAGAAAGACUUAUGGGAACUGCUAUUUGCCCAGUACAGCCCGGUGCCAUAGUUAGCAUGAAUUGAUCCCCUUAUUGGUAGCUGAUUUAUGGGGGCAGGAGGUAGGGCGUCCCGGGAGGUAUUGCAUGGUUUUAACCUCUGUGGCUCAGGGCAGCUCCAGGGGAAUGAAAGCCAAGAGGAGUGCAACAGACAGCCCAAGAUGCACAGGAGGGAGCUUUGUCUAGUGGUCAGAGCAUAGGACUGGGAGUCAGGCAUUCUGGGUUCCAUUCCUGGCUCAGUUACUGAGCCCUUGUGUCGCUCUGGGCAAAUCGCUCGGCCUCCCUGUUCCUGAGUUCCCCCCCUCGCCCCCCGUUCUGCAAUACAGACGUGCACAGUAUUAUUAUUGUUUUAUCGGCGCCUGGGGAACCCAGCCAUGUUCCUCUGUGCGUUCAUCUGGCCCCAAAGACACUGGUGCCUCUUUGCCAUCAGGUCCCUGGAUAUCCCUGCCCUGUCUCCUUCUCUCUCCUUAGAAACCCUCAGCAACUCAUUCAGCAGUUGUCGUGCCUGUGAAGACUCUCUGCUGGGAGGAUGAAUGAUCACAACACAUGUGAUUAUUGGUGGAUAAACAUUCUCAGCUCAGGUGUGACCUCUAUUGUCUAUGUUCUUCUCCUAGUAGUGCUUUACAUCAAGCUCAGCAGGAAAAUAGACAAUCAUUCCUGUAGCAAUCAGGCGAGCAGCAGCCCUUCUACAAAACCAGAACAACCCAACACUUCCCAGGCAGCACAGGAGGUUUUGAAAAGGCCGCGCAUCCAGGGUGACAGUGGCUCUUCCUCAGACAGCUCUGAGAGCUCAGACGGCAGCCCUUCCACUAGGAAGUGUCCUCGGUCAGAAGAAGAGGUCAAUUACACAUCCCUGGUCUUCCAAGUUACCGGUCGCAGCGCAAGCACUGCAGAGGACUAUGAGAACAUGAAGAUGGGAGAAGACUAUGUCAAUGUGGAUCCCAAAAAAAGGAAGGUGGAUUUCUGGACCUGCUCGAGCCCUGUAUCUUCCAAACCCGUGGAAUAUACUGAAGUGAAAUUGUGAUUUCUUGGGAUGCUAUUAACUAAGUUUUCCUUAGGAACAUCAGAAUUGCCACAGCAGGUCAAAUCAGUGAUCCAUUCUUAGUCCAUAUCCUGUAUCCUUCUCUGCACAUUUCACAUGGGUCACUGUCAACCUGUUCAUAUAGGUAUGUUAUCCUAAUCCUCAUCAGUUAGUGGCUGUCAUGUCCUGAAGCAUGAAGCUUUAUAUUCCUUACAACAUUUUAUUCUGCCUAAUGUAACUGUGCAUGUUCUUGUUAUCCAUACAAAGGUCUCUUCCCUUCUGGAUCCCACAAAGCUCUUGGCUGUGUUGAUACAAUGUGGCACUGGUUAUUCACAGCUGGUGUAAAAAGAGCAUUUCCGUUUCGCAGCGAUAAUUGUGCCCUUCCAUUUCAUUGGCUUCCCCUUGUUCUCCCAUUAGAGGAGAGAGUAAUUAAGAACACCCAAUAAAUAUAAUACAGGGCCAAAUCCUCAGCUAGUGUAAAACCUAAUUCAACUUCAAUGGCGCUACACCAACUGGGCUGGCCCUUUGAUUUGACUUGUUUUUUAUUUGCUUGAUAUCAAUUAAUUAAAAAAACCCAAACUUUUAAAUGCUCAAA
Chelonia mydas (Green sea turtle) is the source of this 4597-nucleotide messenger RNA. It is a transcript of the gene RHEX, whose product is annotated as regulator of hemoglobinization and erythroid cell expansion. Lineage: Eukaryota; Metazoa; Chordata; Testudines; Cheloniidae. The coding region runs from base 3511 to 4005 and encodes 164 amino acids. The transcript has 6 exons. The record is from RefSeq and is a predicted model, not a curated record.